AUGUCCUCGCUGGCUUUGACACGUCUACAGCAGGAGCGGAAGAACUGGCGCAAAGAUCGACCAUUUGGUUUCUCGGCGAAACCUGUCGUCACGGAGAACGGCCAACUGAACCUGCUCCACUGGUCGUGCACGAUCCCGGGGCCUGCUGGGACGCCUUACGAAGGCGGACUCUUCCGACUCGAUAUGUUCUUUCCACCGGAAUAUCCAGGAAAGCCGCCCUUGUGCAAGUUCAUUCCACCGCUUUUCCACCCGAACGUGUUCCCCUCUGGUACAGUUUGUUUGUCGAUCCUGAACGAGCAAAAGGGCUGGAGACCUUCGAUUUCCGUGAAAGCGAUUCUGCUGGGGAUUUACGAGUUGCUCAAGGAGCCGAACCCUGCAGACCCCGCCGCUGAGGAGCCGUACAAGUUAUUCGUGCGUAACAGAGCGGGUUUUGAUGCCCGAGUCCGUCAAGAGGUGGCUCGCUUGAACGUUCUCGCGGACGCCCAAGUAUGCAUAGCAGAGAAGCCCGCUGCCCCGUAA
Messenger RNA from Cyanidioschyzon merolae strain 10D, 519 nucleotides. RefSeq names its product Smt3-conjugating enzyme E2. Gene Ontology annotation, molecular function: SUMO conjugating enzyme activity. Gene Ontology annotation, cellular component: nucleus. NCBI's taxonomy places the organism in Eukaryota, Rhodophyta, Bangiophyceae, Cyanidiales, Cyanidiaceae. Bases 1 to 519 code for a protein of 172 amino acids. The transcript has a single exon. Gene Ontology annotation, biological process: protein sumoylation. The record is from RefSeq and is a predicted model, not a curated record.